AAUCAUGUUACAUAGUAUGAGAUGUGUCCACAGCCUCCACCAGCACUCAUGGGAAAAACACCUGAAGAAAAAAACAUGUGGUCUUUGUAGCCCUGCAUCAUGGCGAAACAUACGAGAUGUGUCCACCAUGUCCAUGCUUUCCUUCUCAUACUCGUGCACACCUGCCUUGCGGCCUCGACGUCCCGCUUGCGUUGCCCGGCCGACCAGACCGCCGCGCUGCUUCGGCUGAAACGCUCCUUCCAGGAUCCACUCCUCUUGCCGAGCUGGCACGCGCGCAAGGACUGCUGCCAAUGGGAGGGCGUCUCAUGUGACGCUGGCAACGCCUCAGGGGCCCUGGUCGCCGCGCUCAACCUCAGCAGCAAAGGCCUGGAGAGCCCCGGCGGCCUCGACGGCGCGCUGUUCCAGCUUUCCUCGCUCCGGCACCUAAACCUCGCCGGCAACGACUUUGGCGGCGCCAGCCUCCCGGCAUCCGGGUUCGAACAGCUCACCGAGCUCACCCACCUCAACCUCUCAAACGCCGGCUUCGCCGGCCAAAUACCUGCUGGUUUCGGCAGCCUAACAAAGCUCAUGUCCCUCGAUCUCUCGUACAACCAGGGAUACACCUCUGGUUUGUUCGGGGCGAUCCCCGAGUACUUUGCCGACUUCCGCUCGUUGGCCAUCCUUCAGCUCUCCAACAAUAACUUCAAUGGAUUGUUCCCUCGAGGGAUUUUCCAGCUGAAGAACCUAAGGGUGCUUGACCUGUCGAGCAACCCCAUGCUGUCAGGCGUCUUGCCGACGGAUCUCCCUGCCCGGAGUUCCUUGGAGGUUCUGCGCCUGAGUGAAACUAAAUUUAGUGGUGCAAUACCGAGCUCCAUCAGUAACCUGAAGCAUCUGAACACUCUGGACAUCAGAGAUAGCACCGGCCGUUUUUCCGGGGGGCUUCCUGUUUCGAUCAGUGAUAUUAAAUCUCUGAGCUUUCUGGAUCUGAGCAACAGCGGGCUUCAAAUUGGCGUGUUGCCGGAUGCAAUCGGCAGGCUGCAGCCCUUGUCCACCCUGCGGCUGCGGGACUGCGGCAUCUCAGGUGCAAUACCGUCAUCCAUUGAGAACCUCACACGCUUGAGCGAGUUGGACCUGUCGCAGAACAAUCUCACCGGAGUAAUACCCAUGUAUAACAAAAGAGCAUUUCUGAACCUAGAGAACCUGCAGCUAUGUUGCAACUCCCUUUCAGGGCCAAUUCCAGGCUUUCUGUUCUCACUCCCUCGACUGGAAUUCGUGUCGCUUAUGUCCAACAAUCUAGCUGGUAAGAUCCAAGAAUUCUCCGAUCCUUCUACGUCGCUAGCAUCCAUUUACCUGAACUACAACCAGUUAAAUGGAACAAUACCCAAUUCUUUCUUUAGGCUCAUGAGUUUGGAGACUCUCGAUCUAUCUAGAAAUGGUUUGACCGGGGCAGUGCACCUUAGCUUAUUUUGGAGGCUGACAAAUUUAAGUAACCUCUGCCUAUCAGCUAAUAAACUAACGGUGAUAGUAGACGAUGAAGAAUACAACACUUCUUUGUCUCCAUCGAUCCCUCCAAUCAACAGUCUGGGGUUAGCCUGCUGCAAUAUGACCAAGAUCCCUUCCAUACUGAAGUAUGUCGUGGUCGGUGACCUUGACCUCUCGUGCAACCAAAUUGGUGGCUCUGUACCUAAAUGGAUAUGGGCAAGCCAGAAUGAGGAUAUAGAUGUGUUCAAACUCAACCUUUCACGCAAUAUGUUUACUGGCAUGGAGCUGCCUUUGGCUAAUGCCAACGUAUACUAUCUUGACCUCAGCUUCAACAACCUUCCAGGGUCCAUUCCCAUCCCCAUGUCUCCGCAGUUCCUAGAUUACUCAAACAAUCGAUUCUCAUCCAUCCCACGGGAUCUGAUUCCACGACUGAAUAGUUCUUUCUAUCUAAACAUGGCCAACAAUACACUGCGUGGAAGCAUUCCGCCUAUGAUCUGUAAUGCAAGCAGUCUCCAGUUACUUGACCUAUCUUACAACAAUUUCAGUGGCCGUGUUCCAUCUUGCCUCGUAGAUGGGCGCCUAACCAUCCUGAAGUUGAGAUAUAACCAAUUUGAGGGGACGUUGCCUGAUGGCAUCCAAGGGAGAUGUGUUUCCCAAACGAUAGAUUUGAAUGGGAAUCAGAUGGAGGGACAGCUGCCUAGAUCCCUCUCCAAGUGCAAUGAUUUGGAGGUCUUUGAUGUUGGGGGCAACAAUUUCGUAGACUCUUUUCCAACCUGGCUGGGAAAUCUGACAAAGCUUAGAGUUCUUGUGUUAAGAUCCAACAAAUUAUCUGGCCCGGUUGGGGAGAUUCCUGCCAACUUCUCGAGCUUGCAAAUUCUUGAUCUUGCCUUGAACAACUUCUCCGGCAGUCUGCAUCCACAAUGGUUUGAGAACCUGACCGCAAUGAUGGUCGCCGAAAAGAGCAUCGACGCAAGGCAGGCCUUGGAGAACAACCUCGCAGGCAAGUUCUAUCGAGACACGGUUGUGGUCACGUACAAGGGAACAACAAGGUCAUUCGGCAGGAUCUUGGUCGCCUUCACGGUUAUUGACUUCUCUGCGAACGCGUUCACCGGAAGCAUCCCGGAAUUGAUCGGAGGGCUUGCUUCGCUGCGUGGGCUCAACAUGUCGCACAACUCCUUAACGGGGAUGAUUCCUCCGCAGCUUGGUCGCCUGACACAGCUUGAAUCGCUAGACCUCUCCUCGAACCAGCUCCACGGAGUGAUCCCCGAGGCGUUGACGUCUCUGACUUCCCUUGCCUGGCUGAACGUCUCCAGCAAUCAGCUGGAGGGGACCAUACCCCAGAGAGGACAGUUCCUGACAUUUACCGCCGAUUCUUUCCAAGGGAAUGCAGGGUUAUGUGGUAUGCCAUUGCCAAAACAGUGCGAUCCAAGGGUCCAUUCCUCGGAGCAAGACGACAAUUCGAAGGAUAGGGUUGGGACUAUUGUGUUAUAUCUUGUCGUUGGAUCGGGGUAUGGUCUGGGAUUUGCCAUGGCGAUUCUGUUCCAGCUGCUAUGCAAAGGCAAGAGGUGGGGCUGGAACUCAAGAAUGAUCAUCUCAACAUCUGGCAGACAUUGUUGUUCAUAGAUCGAUUCCGUUAUAUAAUCUAGUACAACAAAAGUAAGUAGUGUAGUUUUUUUUUUCCUUGAACUAUCAACACAGUAAUAAUCUUGUUGCACCAAAUGAACAUUUUAUGUAUCUAUUUUUUCUUUAAAACUGAGCUGCAUUGUUGUAAUAUGUCUCUUCGAAUAAUUGAAUACAAUAAGUGGUGUAAAUUUAUCUUCUUGA
Messenger RNA from Brachypodium distachyon (stiff brome), 3285 nucleotides. Its product is annotated as receptor like protein 42. The coding region runs from base 100 to 3084 and encodes 994 amino acids. The transcript is spliced from 2 exons. Lineage: Eukaryota; Viridiplantae; Streptophyta; Magnoliopsida; Poales; Poaceae. Gene Ontology annotation, molecular function: protein binding. The record is from RefSeq and is a predicted model, not a curated record.